CUCCAAACAACACAAUGUCUUCUGAGCGUUCUAUCACUUGCAUUGUAGACUGGGUUGAUUGUAAAACAGGUCUUUAACUGUCAAUUUCUGAAAGUCGAAAACUACAAAGACUACGUCUCUUGGUUGCAAUUAUUCCCCCAUUUUAAGAUGGCAAUCAUUAGUCCUACGCCGACCUCUCAGUCAGAAUUACAAGAUGGAGUCCGGCAGCAAAUCUCGGAACGAAAUUGUGCGGUAUCUGGCACGCCUUGCAAGGAAGACUUUGGUUGGCGAAAAAUUGUCAGACAUUUCACACCUUCAUGGUUCGCAGUUAAUAUGGGAACAGGAAUAACCUCGAUUUUGCUUCACAACCUCCCUUACAACACGACAUGGAUUUCAAAUGGCGUCGCAGUCGCGUUUUUCAUUCUUAACAUUUCUCUCUUCACUGUCUUUACCGCAAUCACAGUUUUGCGCUAUGCGCUAUAUCCUGAAAUAUGGAGGGCUAUGGUCACUCAUCCUGCUCAGUCCAUGUUCCUUGGCUGCUUUCCUAUGGGAUUUGCAACCAUCAUAAAUAUGAUGGUCUUUGUAUGCGCACCCAUCUGGGGUCAGUGGGUCGUUUCCUGGGCCUGGGGGCUUUGGUGGUUGGACACCGCUCUGUCUUUGGCGACAUGCAUAACGGUGCCGUUCGUCAUGAUCCAUCAACACCGCCCGGGACUCCAGGCAGUAACAGCUGCUAGUCUGCUGCCCAUCGUCCCGGUUGUGGUCGCAUCAUCGACUGGCGGUAUAGUUGCCGAGGCCCUUGUCAACCCAGACCAUGCCUUCAUCACACUCAUCGCCUCCUACAUCCUCUGGGGCAUCGGUAUCUGCUUUUCAGGCAUGGUGCUAGCGCUUUACUUCCACCGCCUGACCAUACAUAGUCUUCCAUCCAAGGAAGCCAUCGUCUCCGUCUUCUUGCCCAUCGGGCCCCUGGGUCAAGGUGGUUUCGGCAUACAGCAGCUAGGAAAAGUGUCUCUCAAGCUCCUCCCACAGACCACGGUCUUUAAAACGGCUGCUCCAGGAGCCAUACAUGGCGGAGAGAUUCUCUACUUCUUGGGCAUCUUCUUGGCAUUAAUCAUGUGGGGCUUCGCUCUGGUAUGGUUGUCUUUUGCGCUCAUCAGCAUCGGGACGAUGCAAAAGUUUCCGUUCAACAUGGGAUGGUGGGGGUUCACCUUCCCUCUUGGCGUUUUGGCGACUUGCACAGGUAUGCUCGCUCAGGAGUUGGAUAGUGCGUUUUUCCGGGUCAUGACCAUGAUAUUCUCGCUUUCCGUUUGCUGUCUUUGGUUGCUAGUAGCUGUUGGAACGCUCCACCAAGCCAUAUCUGGCGAAAUAUUCUUCGCGCCCUGUUUGAAAGACCUGAGGGACAAGCAAGCGCAAGGCGGUUCUGAUCGGAGAGUCUGAGCAGCCUAGGAGACCAAGGGACUUUGCUACAUCCUACAAAUUUACCGGGCAUAUUUUUAAGACGGUAUUCUUCAGCUUUCCAAAGGGUUUCAGUCCUAUUGGAUCCUCCGGGAGUCGUUUCACUGCUCUUCUUGUCUUGAGCUUCAAAGUGAGGGGCGCAUCUUACGUUGCGCUAGGCAGAUGGAUAGACGCUUCGUGUCCCCUCUGCUGGCCACACCUAGGCCAGCUUCCAGCAUGUCAAAUUUAGCGAUCCCAGGUCUACUGUACGAACACGACGGCCGCAGCCUUUCCCUUUGAAUAGUGUCUUUGAUGUCCAGUUGUACUCUGGCCAAGGUAGUGCACAUACUUAGUUACUCCUU
Molecule: messenger RNA, 1772 nt
Organism: Colletotrichum destructivum
Lineage: Eukaryota; Fungi; Ascomycota; Sordariomycetes; Glomerellales; Glomerellaceae
Product: Putative transporter protein SLAC1/Mae1/ Ssu1/TehA
Exons: 5
Coding region: 148-1413 (421 amino acids)
Biological process (GO): transmembrane transport; sulfite transmembrane transport
Cellular component (GO): plasma membrane
Molecular function (GO): sulfite transmembrane transporter activity
Source: RefSeq, a predicted model, not a curated record